Molecule: messenger RNA, 1509 nt
Organism: Eimeria tenella
Lineage: Eukaryota; Apicomplexa; Conoidasida; Eucoccidiorida; Eimeriidae
Exons: 1
Coding region: 1-1509 (502 amino acids)
Source: RefSeq, a predicted model, not a curated record
AUGGAAGAACGCUCCAGUGAAAGUGCUGGAAAUAUACAUGCGGAUGAGUCUUUUACUAAAAGCACAACAGCAACAACGGACACAAACGCCUGUGCUACUGCAGCUGCCACUGGUCUUAGCAGCAGCAGUAGCAGCAGCAUAUUGCGGAACGGCAGUAACAUGGAUGACCGCCAGGGCGCACACAACAGCCCCGCUAGAUCUUCCGUAAAGGGCUCUUCGGGCACUUUUAAUGGCCAGAAAAUUCGAUUAGAACGACACAAACAGCAGCAACAGCUGCAGCAGCAGCCGCAACAAAAACGCCGGCAGCAGCAGCAGCAGCAGUCACAACGUCAGCCCUCAGGGCAGAACGCUAUAGAAGCGCACGACGGUAGUGACAUAAGCUCUGCUGCUGUUACGCGUCAGCCUCACCAGCGGCUACCGCAGCAGCAUGCAGACCAGCAGCAGCAGCAAGAAGAGCAGCAGCAACUAGUACAGCAUCAAAAGCAGCAGCUGCAUCACCAUGAGGGCCGGCAGAAACAGAGUGAGCCUUUGUCAGCUGAGGAGGAAUUCCCUCCGCUUGCAGCUGCUGCAGGGUUUGGAGGCUCUGGGCAGUUCAGCACCAGCAGCGGCAGCAAAGGGCUUCUCUCCGCAGGCGCUGCAGUUCCUCGUAUCCACAGCAGCAAAAGCAGCAGCCGGUAUCGAGGUGGACCAACUGCUGCUGUAGCUUUAGGGCUUUGUGUCAAGCAGCAGCAACAACAGCCGCAACAAAAACAACGGCGGCGGCAACGGCAACCACAACAAAGGAACCAGCAACAGCAGAAGCAGCAACAGCGACCGAGGCACCGCGGCGGCCUUGGCGAGGAGGCCCCGGAGGUUUCCGCUGCUGCAGCUGCUGCAGCAGGCUUCGUGCCACAAGGCCUGAGGUACAGGGGCAAGCCGCUGGUGAAGAAGAGCGCCCUGAAAGGCAUGCGAAAGCUGCUGCAGCCGGAGAGGGAGCAGAAGCGAAUUCUUCUACAGCAGCUGCAGCAGCGGCAGCAACAGCAGCAACAGCAGCUGUCGCCGCCGCAGCAACAGCAGCAGCAAAGCGGGCGGCUUUCAACAAAGCAGUCAUUUUCUUCCCGUACAACGAACGUGAAAAUUGAAGCAGCAGCAGCGCCUGCUGCUGCUGCUGCUGCAGAAACUGCAGCAGAAGCUAAUCUGCAGCUUGAGCCUGUUGGUUUUGAAGGUUCGGAGGGUGGAGAUGCGGAUUAUGUCGUUGCUCCUGCAACGGCUGGAGCAGCAGCACCAACUGUCAGUGCUGCUGCUAGAGGGAGUAGGAGCUUGAGCAGCAGCAGCAGCAACGCCAGCACCAGCAGCAUAAGGCAACGACUGCUGCGGGAAGAAGACCUGCAACAGUGGCUCAUUUCGGUGCAAACAAAGCAGCUGCACAUGCACCCGGAACUGGGCAAGGUCAGCAGCAGCUGCAGCAGAAGCGGUAGCAGGAGGUGCAGCAGCAGCACUUUGUUUCUCACUUUCCACUUAUGCAGCUAG